GCGAACGAAAGCACGCAGUCAACACAACUGCUGCAAGCUCCGCUCAACUCAACAAUAGUGAGAUCGGCGUGUCCGCGAGUGCUUCGUCACAACAAUCGCUCGGCCCAACAAUACAGUGUGUGAUGCAACCGCAGUGAUCGGAUUUACCUUUCGCCAGAAACGAUGCCGCAGCCGGAGGUGUGCAGCAGCGAGGGCGACGCCGAUUCCCAACGCGCAAUGUCGGACACGCAGUCCGAACCGUCGUCCGAGGAGCUGCUGAGCGACCUGGGCUCGUCGCACGGCGGCACCCACUCGCUGUCGCCGCGCUCCAAGCCGAUGAAGCUGCGGGGCCCGGCGCCACCGCCCAGCAACCCCUUGCAGUUUGUCAAGAUCAAACCGCCGUCGCACUUGUACACGGCGCCGCCGGCCCCCAAGCCGGUCGUCGAGCGGGUGCGCAAGGAGGAAGCGGAGGACUGGCAAAAUGACCUGGACGGUUGGAAAGCCAAUCGAAGGAAACGACAGGAGCAGCUCGUCGAAAGGGUUUCCGAGUUCAAGAGGCAAGACAGCGACCCGGGAUCCGGCUCCAGAAAAAGCAAAACAUUCAGCGAGAUGAUGAAGUCACGGAAACACAACUUGGUGUUGUACGAUGAUGACAACGAAAUCAACUUUUCCGAGUUAGGCCUCAGCAGCGCCGACAAGAAUAAGGAGCAGCAGGCCUCCUCGCUCGAGCACCAGUUUGAAGUUAGCAACAAUAAUAACACUAGCGCAGAGCCGAAUGGACAGCACUCUGAGACGAAGAAGGAGAGCAAAGUCAAGGAAAUCGUUUCUGAGCGGAAAACUACAGUGGUCGAAGAGGAGUGCACAUAUGAAAAAGCGAUAAAGGACUACGCAGAGUUCUCGUCGACGCGGUUAAGCGCGAGCAAGCCAUCCGCGGAAAUCGUGCAGCCGCCCAGUGAAUUGAACGUCAACAAUAACAACAACAACAUCAACAAAGAGGUGUCCAACAAAAAAUACGCGGCGACUGCUGUGAAGGAAGUCAAAGUGGUGACGGAGACCAUCAUAGCGAGCGACUCGGACGAGUUUUUGGACACGGAGGAAGAGCAGCAAUUGCAGCAGCCGGCGCCCAAACUGGAAGAGCCUGCUCCCAGAGCUGCUCCUGUGAUCAAGUCCAGCGUCGUCAAGAAACUGUCAGGCUCCGCUUCAGCCUCCAUGUUUACUAGAACGGAUCAUUUUAAUCUUCACAACAAUAACAAUCAAGAUAUCUUCAAAUCAAAAGACGAACCCAGCUUGCCCACGUCACCACUGAGCCCGAGCUCUUCAACCAACCGCUUCGAAAACCUGGAAAUCAAACCGAUCACAGACAAAAUCAGCAAGUUCGAGAAGUCCAUCGAAGAGUCGGUGCUGUUCAACCCGCCCACCAAGAAGCACAGGCCGCCGGUGCCGUCGAAGCCCCCCAAGACGGCCCCUCCUGCCCCUCCAGUGCCCUUGAUGGCCCCUCCCCCGCCCUCAGUCUUCCCUACAGCGCCUCUGACGGCACCUCCCCUGCCGUCAGUGCCCUUGAUUGCCCCUCUCCUGCCCACGGUCGCCCCUCCAGUGCCCCUGACGGCCCCUCCCCUGCCCAUGUUCGCCCCUCCAGCCGUCCCCAAGGAGGUGGAGGAGCCUGUGGCUGCAAUGCCCGUCUCGCCGGGCAGCAGCGUCUGCAACGACGUUCCCGACGCUGUCAGGCCGAUCACAGAGCUGCCCAGGGCACUCAGUCCCAGGGACAGGUCGCCCAUGGGUGGAGAGGACUCUGGAGUGCACACGGCUGAUAGUGUCAGCCAAUCUGAUGAGGUGGAAGAAGAAGACCCCACAGCUCCUGGAUCGGUGUCUUCCGGCCUCCUCGACAUUAUCAGUGCCCCAAUUGUCGACCACGAGCUUUCCGCUCUUUUGGCGCCUCCAACAAAAAUGGAACCGCCCAGAGAAAAGCCGCCCCCGCCGCCUCCGGUCGGAACUGCAGAUGACACUGAAACGAUGAGAAAGUGCUUCCUGGGACUUGAAAUCACAAAGACGCCUCCUCCAGUUCCGCCGCCGGUUCCUCCACCGCAAACGAACGAAAAGAAAGACGAAUUCCUGAGCAACCAGCUGAAGGAAAAGCUGCUGAAGCUGGAGGAAGAGAAGAACAACGUGAUCAACCUGGAGAAGAAGGUCACUGCUGAGAGACUGCCUCAGAUUGUGCAAGAAUACACCCUCAGCGCUCAGGAGAGACUGGCCGCGGAGCGCGAGGCGCUUCGGCUGGAGCGCGAGAUGCUGCAGCAGGCGAAGAGCAAGCAGCUGGACAGCCUCUCGUACAGCAAGCUGAAGCUCGGCAUGCGCAGCCUGGAGAGCCUCGACAUCAUCCCCACGGAGCCGGAGGGCCGCGAGACCCCGCCCGAGGACUACCACACUGCCAAGAACACGCCCGUGUCCGGCUCGCCCCUGAAGGUGCAGCGCAAACAGGACCAGCACCACGACUACGCCAACUUGCCCCCCGAGAAGCCGCAGCAGCAGCAGCCGCUGCCGCAGCCGAGGAAGACGCAGGUCGAGGAGCACGUCCAGAAGCAGGAACGCACCUACGUCAACCAGGCAUUCUUCCAACCACCGCAACCUAGGUACUCGAGUUUAUAUGAGGAUCCCUUCAGCUAUGACAGCAAACCAGAGCCAGUAGUGUACAGGAAGAAGUCGGGGCCGCCGCCGCCCGUCAAACCGACCAACAGACACUCGACCAGCGCCCUUCUCACAAGAAACUUCUCCGCCGACUCGAUUUUGGAGAGCGUGGACGACGGGGGCAUCGCAGCGCCGGCGGUGCCCCGGCGCGACGCGCUCGCGGCCCGUCCGUCUCUACCGCUGAGCUGCUCGAUGAGCCAGCUGCCGAAGCAGCCGUCGACGGCGCCGUCGUCGCAACAGCCGCAGCUCAAGAGCCAGCGGCCGCGCAGCUCGAGUGCGUUCGGCCUGGCCAACUACCACCAACACUGGCUCGUCCAGGAGGCCGAGCACCGCAGGAUCACCGAGCAGCAGCAGCGGCAGGCGGCGAAACAGCAGCAGCAACCGCAGAAACACCUUCCUGAUGCCAUAAUCAUGUCACUCACGCAAAGAGUUCAACAGAGGCAAAAUAGUCAGUUGCCGCAGAGGACGUCUCCACAGCGAAGUUUGCCGCAGAGAACGUCAAAUGCAAAUGUACCUCCUCCUGCUGUCCAGUCGAUGGACGACAAAGUGCUUAGUGUCAGCGGCAAGAAAAAAUGUUCCCACUGCAAUCUUGAGCUCGGGCGCGGGGCGGCGAUGAUAAUCGAGAGUCUGCGGCUGUUCUACCACAUCGACUGCUUCAAGUGCUGCGUUUGCAGCGUGCAGCUGGGCGACGGCCUCAUGGGCACGGACGUGCGGGUGCGCAACGGCAAGCUCCACUGCCACUCGUGCUACUCGAGCGACGACGGGGUCAAGUUCAGCUGUGUCUGAGUGCGGUGUCCACUUUGUUUUACUGCUUCGUCGUCGCGAGCGACAAUCGAUUCUGCCACCCGCUUUUUUAUUCAUGUAUUAUUUUUUGUUCGUUCUUCGUGUACAUAUUCAAAUUUUCGUUUUGUGAUACUUGAUGCGGAUUGAUCGUCUUGAAUUAGCUCAGUACAAAGUGUCUAUAUACAUUUGUAAAUAAAAUUUUAAAGACCGACGGCGGUGUAAAAAAGAGAGAGAAUUUAUCUUUAAGUGUAUAGGGACUAUUCCAAUGAGUAACUAUGGACGUUGCUUUUUUACAUUAUAACAUAUUUUAUUUUACAACUUGACAAGAAGUGUAUAAUUAACAGCAUCAAGAUGUGUACGUACCAUUUCUGUUGACAAUCUUUAAAAACUGUAACACGAUCCAAUAAAAAUUUAAGUACCAUAA
Molecule: messenger RNA, 3868 nt
Organism: Cloeon dipterum
Lineage: Eukaryota; Metazoa; Arthropoda; Insecta; Ephemeroptera; Baetidae
Product: proteoglycan 4-like
Exons: 17
Coding region: 163-3447 (1094 amino acids)
Biological process (GO): positive regulation of stress fiber assembly; regulation of focal adhesion assembly
Cellular component (GO): stress fiber
Molecular function (GO): myosin II head/neck binding
Source: RefSeq, a predicted model, not a curated record